AUGUCCGCACAUGUCCGCGAGGCAUUCGACUUGCCGUCUUGGCCUUUACGGAUGGAGAUGACCGAUACAGCACCUUCCAAAUACUGCUGUAUGUCCGUAAGCGUAGGAACUCCUUCCAGGCACAGAGUACGGAUAGGUACUCUAGACACAAGAAGACCAAGACGGGGACAAGAUGGGGAAGGCAUGGGCUGGAAUUAG
This is a messenger RNA of Colletotrichum orchidophilum, 198 nucleotides long. RefSeq lists its product as uncharacterized. The coding region runs from base 1 to 198 and encodes 65 amino acids. NCBI's taxonomy places the organism in Eukaryota, Fungi, Ascomycota, Sordariomycetes, Glomerellales, Glomerellaceae. The record is from RefSeq and is a predicted model, not a curated record. The transcript has a single exon.